UUGCAUGGUCCAGUAUAGGUUUUGUUAGCGUUUUAUCGCGUAUUAGGGUGAUUUAACAAAAAAUAUGGUUAAGAGGUGUAGUCAGGGACUUUGUAAUAGUGAGGACAGGUAUCCUGAAAGGCUAGUUGGUGGAGUUCGAUUCGUACCCUUUCCAAAACCGAAGACCCAGUACGAAAAAUGCCUUCGAUGGAUCAAACUUUGUGGAAGACCGCAUCAUCAACUAAAUCCAUCUAAUAUCAACUGGAACACAUAUGUUUGCACAAAGGUGAUAAAGAGAAGUUUGUGAAAAGGGGUUGAGUGUCACUUGUGCGAAACGGAUGUGUGAGGAAGCAGGUAAGGCAAAGUCCUUGCCUCAGCACUACUUUUUAUGUCAAAAUUCCCUGGGCAUAUCCAUCAUAGGAGAAGGUACUGCGUGUGCUUAUGUGGCAGUGAAAGGACGAUAAGUGAAGAGUGUGAGGUUCUAGAAGUGAGGCCUCACACAUGAAACACACAAAUUGAAACACCUGCCCAACACAGUACAAGAAGGAAGUGCGACAUCGUUCAAGUCAGUAGGUUGAAGAGGACUGAUGACACAAUGUUGCAGUUCAAAAAACGAGGAGAAGUUAGGACCUUCGACCCAAACUUCAAGGGGCCGCUUGACAACAGGGGAUGCACGGAUAUUUUCUGCUGUUUGCUCUUCAUCAUUGCUUUGAUAGGCUACUUUGGUGUGGGAGUUCUCGCCUGGUCCCAGGGUGAUCCCCGAAAAAUUCUUUAUCCCACCGACAGCAGAGGGAACUUCUGUGGGCAAAAAGGAACACCCCAGGAGAGGAAGCCUUUUCUGUUUUAUUUCAAUAUCCUGAAGUGUGCCAGUCCGUUAGUGCUAGUUGAGCUCCAGUGUCCCACCACACAGAUAUGUGUUAGAAAAUGUCCCCACAAACAUCUCACCCUGGACAAAGUCAAGACGAGUAGAGAAGACCGUAUCUAUUACCAAAAGUAUUGCAAGGAAAAAUUGUCUCUGACUGAAUCCACAUCCGAGAUCUGGAAGAGGGGCGUGUGCCCCUCCAUGCUUAUGCCCAGCAGAGCCUUCACGCGCCGCUGUCUUCCAUAUCUGUCAACACAAAAGGGUGGCGUCGUAAUGGUGGGCAAUAAGACCCUUAUUGACACUGGCAAGGGAGAUACUGUGAAAGCCAAAGCUGUACUUGAUGCAACCCAGGGUUCCAACAUCGUUCUUGAAGCUCGCCAUUUGGCUAUGAAAAUCUUUGAGGACUACACUCAGUCGUGGCAUUAUAUAAUGAUAGGUCUGCUGGUAGCCAUGCUCAUCAGCUGGCUAUUCAUAGUCAUGCUGCGCUUCUUGGCAGGCAUCAUGGUGUGGGUCAUGAUUAUCCUUGUCCUUGUUGUCGUAGCAUACGGCACUUUACAUUGUUACCUUGAGUACAAAAAUCUGAUGGGAGACCCUGCUUCUGAUGUGAAGAUUAGCGAGCUGGGCCUGCAGACCGACAUCUCGAUCUACCUUGAGAUCAGACAAACCUGGCUGGGAUUUACGAUCACCCUCGCCAGUGUGGAGUUCCUCAUCAUCGUGCUUCUCAUCUUCCUCAGGAAGAGGAUCCUAAUUGCUGUCGCCCUCAUUAAAGAAUCUAGCAGGGCUAUUGGAUACCUGACAUCAUCGUUAUUUUACCCACUGCUGACUUUUUUCCUUCUGUCAGUGGUAAUAGCUUACUGGGCGGUCACUGCAGUUUAUCUCGCCACAUCCAGUAAGGAGGUGUACAAAGUGUCCUCCCCCACUGAGUGUCAAAAAUACCUUCUCAAAACCUGUGAUCCCAAGACAUUCAACACUUCCAGUGUGAUUUCUGAGUGUCCUCAUGCUGAGUGUAUCUUUGCCUUCUACGGCGGGGAGACCCUGUACCACAAAUACCUCAUCGUAUUCCAGUUUUACAACGUCUUCCUCUUUUUCUGGUGCACCAACUUUGUGACGGCUCUGGGACAGGUCACCCUGGCUGGUGCUUUUGCCUCAUAUUACUGGGCCUUUAAAAAGCCCGACGAUUUGCCUGCCUACCCUGUCUUGUCCUCCCUGCGACGUGCCAUCAGGUAUCACACGGGUUCCGUGGCAUUUGGCUCACUCAUCUUGUCAAUUAUCCAGAUUAUCAGGGUAAUUCUGGAGUACCUGGAUCACAAGAUGCAAGGUUCUCAAAACAAGUACACAAAAUUCCUGCUGAACUGCAUGAAAUGUUUAUUCUGGUGUCUGGAGACAUGCAUCAAGUUCCUGAACAGAAAUGCAUACAUCAUGAUUGCCAUCUAUGGGAAAAAUUUCUGCACAUCAGCUCAAGAUGCCUUCAUGCUUCUGUUGAGGAACAUUGUCAGGGUGGCUGUCUUGGACAAAGUGACUGACUUCCUGUUGCUCCUUGGGAAACUGCUCAUUGUUGGAAUUAUUGGAGUCUUCUCUUUCUUCUUUUUUACUGGAAGAAUGCAAUCUGUUGAGUACAGUCCCCCUUCUUUGAACUACUACUGGGUACCAAUACUGACGAUGACAAUUGGAGCCUACCUCAUUGCCCAUGGCUUCUUCAGUGUAUAUGCUAUGUGUGUGGACACGCUCUUCCUCUGCUUCUGUGAAGACUUGGAGAGAAAUGAUGGCUCACCUGGAAGGCCUUACUACAUGUCCCCCGAGCUGCACGAUCUCAUCGGCUUGGCGAAUAGGUCCGAGGGAGAUGGAGACGAUGCUGAUGCUGAGACUCAAGAAGCUGCGGGGGAGGAGGAAGCUCAUACAGUGGAAGAAGGCGGAAUUAAACUAAAGGUGCAGUCUGAUGUCUCGCAGUGGAUCGAGGAAGAGGAGCCAUUUGAGGAAAAUUUUGAAGACACACAGAAGACUGAGGAGAACGAGGAGACUGACGACAAGGACGAGGAGCAGUCAGUCAGUGAAGUAAUGGUGAUCGAAGACAACGAUCCAGAGGUGAUAGUGGUGCUAAAGCAGGAGGGAAUUGUGGGAGCAGCAGCACCUCCAAGUGAGGAGACAGAGAAUGAAAUUUAGAAAAGAAGCAGAAGAAUCCACGUGAAAACAUGAUGCUUCUGCUUCUCAGUGAUUAUAAUGUGGGCUUUUAAAAAUGUACAGUGAGAUUGUGGACUGAAGGAGGUGGUCCCUGAUAUCCUGAGGCCCAGUGUGGCUAAUGUAUGUAGCUUGAAAUGCCGUUGUGUCGGAGAGCCGCGUUGGCUUUGACAUGUUGAGAAAGUGCUUACCAUUUUGUAGUCACUGUUACUAAAAUACUGUCAAUUAAUGCACGACACAACCUCUCAGGUUGCAUUUCAGUUUGAGAUAUAUAAAUUAUUUUUCACAAUACCGGCUAAUGCCAAAAGGUUACAUGCAAAUUUAAUGUAUGUACUGUAUAUUUGAUCUUUCUGGAGUCGUGUCUAUAAAUUCUUGGCUUGAAUCUUGUAAAGAGCCUUUUGCUCUUGGAACGCAACCAGUUGUUACUAACUUAACCUUGGCUGACUUUGUCCUAAACAAUCUUUGCUUGAUGUUGACAUGUCCUUCAAACUUAUAAACUGUCUUCUACUUGU
Messenger RNA from Syngnathoides biaculeatus (alligator pipefish), 3528 nucleotides. RefSeq names its product choline transporter-like protein 2. The coding region runs from base 575 to 3001 and encodes 808 amino acids. The record is from RefSeq and is a predicted model, not a curated record. Gene Ontology annotation, molecular function: choline transmembrane transporter activity. The transcript is spliced from 24 exons. Gene Ontology annotation, biological process: transmembrane transport; choline transport. Gene Ontology annotation, cellular component: membrane. Lineage: Eukaryota; Metazoa; Chordata; Actinopteri; Syngnathiformes; Syngnathidae.